Molecule: messenger RNA, 2689 nt
Organism: Spodoptera exigua (beet armyworm)
Lineage: Eukaryota; Metazoa; Arthropoda; Insecta; Lepidoptera; Noctuidae
Source: the annotation of a GenBank genome assembly
UCGUCAAAGUCAAUGGCGGGCUGCGUUUGUUGACUUUUAUUUGUUGUUGUAACGGAAAAACUUAAAUUUUAUUGGAAUAAGUUAUUUAUAUUAGAUAUUUUGUAUUUGAAGACUGUGUUGCAUUACUUACGGAAGGAAUUUAUAAGGUUGAAAGAUGAGUUUUACCUUUGGUUCUGCUACUACGACAGCGGCAAGCACGUUCGGAACAAAUUCGCCGUCUACGGGUUCAGGUUUUGCAUUUGGCAGUGGUGAUGCUGCUAAACAAGGGCUAUUUGGAGCUGGAAAUGCAGAAAACAAGCCAGCAUUCAAUUUCUCGAGUCCUUCAGGUGGGGGGUUCUCGUUUGGAGCUGCUAAAACUACAGCUGCUGCACCUUCAGUCUUUUCAACACCAGUGACCAGCAGUACAGCUCCAGCGUUUGGUGCUUCUAAACCUAUAAGCUUUGGAGGCUUCACAUCACCACCCAACCAGACCGUUGGCAGUCCAGGGUUUCCACAAAUGCAGAGUGGAGCUACUACAGCAGCGCCUACAUUCGGAACACCAACUACACAAGCUUCAGCCGGUUUCGGAGCAUCACCUAGCACCGGUUUCGGUUUCGGCCAAACAGCAACCACACAACCGUCUACAGGAUUCGGCGGGCAAGCGGCGACAACCGGAUUCGGCAGUACACCGGCAACAACCGGUUUUGGCAGCCAGCCAGCAACAGCAACCAGUGGUUUUGGUUUUUCAACACCUGCAUCCGGUUUUUCUGCACCUCAAUCUCAAGCUAAUGCUGCUGCAACUACUACAUCAACUGCUCAACCAACUCAAUCGUUCAUGGGCGGGGCCACGCCAGGUUUCGGCCAAUCAGCGUUCGGCGCUAAACCAGGCUCCGCCUUCAGCUUUGGUGGGGGUAACACUGCAGCGCCUGCGUUCGGAAGUUCGCCUGCUACUACGACCACAGCAAGUGCGUUCGGCCAGAAGCCAGCCACUUUAGGUUUUGGUACAAUGGGGGCUACAACGGCGCCCACGAGUCAGACUACAACCAAUACGGCUGGGCAGACCGGGCUUAGUUCUGGAAUAAGCUUCGGCCAAACUACGGCCACUACGGCAACUACGGCGCCGACGUUUGGAACUGCGACCCCAAGCUUUCAGGCUGGACAGUUUGGCGGCUUGACUGGCGCACAACAAUCCACUCCAAUCAACUUCAGUACAUCUCUACCAAGCAGUCAACCUCAAACUGGGCUUAGUUUUGCGCCAGCCUCAACCGCCCAACCGGCACCCUCGCUGGGUUUCGCAACAACCACAACCCAAUCGGGGCUUAGUUUUGGAGGAAGCUUAUCGACGCCAGCAUCUACAGCUGCUACUUCGGCCCCAAGCUUAAAACCUACAUUGGGUCAAGCGUUACCUGCUGGACAAUUCCCUAAAACCUCUGGGUCAUUAAGCUUUACCCCAGCCACAACAACUCCCAGUUCUACAGCUACUACGUCUGCGGCCGCCCUUGGAGCUUGGUCUUCCCCAUUAACAACCUCUACCCAACCAACAACGGCGCUUAGUUUUGGAACAACAACUACAAGCGCCGCGCCAGCGCUCAGUUUUGGAGUGUCAACAGCAACAACGUCCACGUUACAGACUGGUUUUGGCUUGACGUCGACUGCAGCGAAAACUGGGCUUAGUUUUGGAAAACCUACCACUUCUGUUGCCGCUUCUUCUGCAGCAUCCACAUCAGCCCCUUCAGGCAUCAUAGCUCUAGGAAAAAGCACUGCUACCACAACAAUGGCGUCUUUAACUACAGCUACUACUACAACAGCCUCAGUUCCUCCACAAAUGGUGACAUCAAUAACAUUCGCGCAGCUCGAAGAGAACAUUAACAAAUGGACGUUGGAAUUAGAAGAACAAGAGAAAACGUUCAUCAACCAAGCCACGCAGAUAAACGCGUGGGAUCGACUGCUUAUUGCCAAUGGGGAGAAGAUUGUAGAACUAAAUGAUGCAGUGCAAUCAGUGAAGAACGAGCAACAAAGCUUAGAACACGAGUUAGACUUUGUACUAGCACAGCAGAAAGAAUUAGAAGAUUUGCUUGAGCCAAUGGAGAAACAAUUGUCUGAAGAAACUGUGGACAGACUGAGAGAUCCUGAGAGAGAACAUAUGUAUUCACUGGCAGAAAACCUAGACACACAACUAAGACAGAUGUCUGAAGACUUGAAGGAAGUCAUUGAACACCUCAACGAGACCAACAGGAGUCAGGACAGCAAUGAUCCUAUCGUCCAAAUCGGCCGCAUCCUCAAUGCCCAUAUGUCAUCUAUGCAGUGGAUAGACAACUCCAUAGCACAAAUAUCUACAAAACUGGAUCAGUUGAAGGCCACACAUGACACGCUACGGCGGGACAACGAAAGAUCGUACCAACUAACUUACAAUUGAUUAACAACUCUAUUACAUGUAAUACAGAAUAACAUUUUGAGUAAUCAAUGUUUGGAAGAGGACGGAAUAUCUUCAAGAUAUUUUUUCAAAUAAAUGAAAACAGAUUAGAUAGAAGCAAAUUAAAGUUUAGUAUUUGGAGCUAGCUACAUCACUCACAAGUGAAGUUAUGCUAUAUUUUAAAUCAAUGUACCUUCCUAGGUUUUUAUUCCGGAAAUAGGGAACAAAAUAAGUGUCCAAUUUGUUUAUUGCGGACGUUAAAAAAUUGUAUUCACUCAGACUUAAUAGUGUUGAAAU